AAGGAGAUCAGAAGAGGGUGAGAGCCCCAAAGUCGCCUGUUGUCCUCUAGUCCCUGUCUGACAUGCUUCGAUUUUUUUUCCUUUGCCAGAUUUAUUAAACAUCCAUCUUUUGCAUCUUUAUAUUCUUGUCAGCUGUUCAGUGGUUCCUUCCAUUAGCAGGGUCGGUCCCCCACUGAGGCUCAUCAUAUUCCAUUUGGGGAUGAUCAAGAAGAGCACCCCCUUCAAACUAAUUCCCCUCCCAGUUCUCCUGCAGGUUCUAGCCUUUCCUCCAGAUAGUACAAGAUACAGUGUGAAAUCGGAUAUAUAAAGAAAGAGAGAGGGGAAAGGAGCUUCUAACCUGCAGGAAGUUUCCAUGCAUGGGAUGGCAAUGGAUAGCUUGUGAAUAUAAAUGUGAUCUGAUAUGCCUUCUUCAAGUUGCAACCUAUAGCUGCUGCUGCUGCUCAGACCUGACCAUAUGGGUAAGACCUGAAUAACUAAUAUCAUACACAUAUUCCCUAUCUUCUUCUUCCAACUUGCAUUGCUUCCUCCUCCGGCUCGUCGGCGGCGGCGGCUGAUCGGCGAUUGAUUCCGGAGGCCGUGGCCGAUCAUAGAUGAUGGACGCGAGGAAGAUGAAGCUGCACGGCCGCCACCAGUACUGCAGCGGGAUGAUGCCGGCGCCGGCGCCGCGUCUGAUGGCCCCUGCGGCGUCCGCCUACGGCUCCGCCGGCGGAUUCCACCAUGGAUUCUCGAGCCCCGCCGCGCUCCAUCAUCAGCAGCAGAUUCAGCAGCAGCAGCAGCACGGUGGCGGGUGGCUGCAGGAUCCGGAUCAGUACGCGGCGGUGGCGCCGAGCUGCGUCGUGGGCUCCGACACGGCCAUGUUCUACGCCGCCGAGAAGCUCCUCGGCAUGCCGCAGCUCGACUGCUGCCCUCCUCUCCGGAUGCUCCCUCCGCAUAUGCCGCUCGAGCUCGACCACCCGGCCGUGAUGACUUACUACGUGCGGCCGCAGCAGCGGCGGGGCGACGGCGCCGAUCUGCCAUUGACGCCGCAGCAGCAGCAGGGGGAGGGCGUGCAAUUGAAUCACGGGCUUUACGGCAACGGUUCCGCCAUUAAACCCCACUCGUUCGUCCCGGCAGCCAUGGAUCUGCAGGCGCCGAGCGGCAGCUUGCAGAUGGGCCAGAUGACCGACAGCAGCCAUGGCCACAUGCCCAGGAGCUGCGUGGGCGCGCCGGCGUCCCACACCAGCAACGGCAGCUUGGCGGCGCCGGCGCCGGCGCCGAGCAAGACGCGGAUCCGGUGGACGCAGGAGCUUCACGAGCGGUUCGUCGACUGCGUGAGCAAGCUCGGCGGCGCGGACAGGGCGACUCCCAAGGGGAUCCUGAAGCUGAUGAACUCGGAUGGGCUCACCAUCUACCACAUCAAGAGCCACCUUCAGAAAUAUCGUACAGUGAAGUGCGUGCCAUCAUCGUCUUCGUCGUCUGAAGGGAAGCAACAGGAGAAAAGGGCCGCUGGAAGUGACGACGUGCCGAAUCUGGACCCCAAAACUGGAAUGCACAUCACGGAGGCACUCCGAGUCCAGCUUGACGUGCAGCGCCGCCUCCAUGAGCAGCUCGAGAUACAGCGGAAGCUGCAGGUGAGGAUAGAGGAGCAGGGGAAGCGGCUGCAAGAAAUGUUCGAGGAACAGCUCAAGGCCAGCGGGAACGCCGCCGCGGCAGCGCCGGGGUCGCCGGAGCCGGGCUGCGCCGCCAGCGACGAUGUGGUCAUCUUCCCGGUGUCUGACGACGAGGACGAGGACGACGACGUGCAGCUGCUGUCCGUCGCUAGCAGCAGCUACGACGAGGACUUGUUAGCCCUGUGAAACUACGACGUGAUGUGCUUUGUAAUCUAGCGUGUGUUUUUUUUGGACAAAUGUUGCUGAAGUUCACGAUGCAUCGGGAGUAACUGAUAAGUACAAUGCUGGUUAGGUGUCUGGCAGAGUCCUGAAACUUUCGGUUUACUCAAGUAAACUGCUUGUUUUUGUAAAGGCAUUAUUCUAGGUCAGGUGUCGGCAUAAAACAAAACGGCACCUCGAGAGCCAAGUGACAGAUAUAAUACCGCGUGAACUUGUUGAUAGCUCCGCCUGUCGCCAUUCAGAGAAGGGGCCAGACGAAUGUAAAAUAUCAAUAAGGAAACUGCAUUGUAGGAAAAUCAGCCACGCAAGAUCAAGAAAAAUAAUACUCCGUAUUAUUUGUCAA
Molecule: messenger RNA, 2211 nt
Organism: Brachypodium distachyon (stiff brome)
Lineage: Eukaryota; Viridiplantae; Streptophyta; Magnoliopsida; Poales; Poaceae
Product: protein PHR1-LIKE 1
Exons: 7
Coding region: 591-1835 (414 amino acids)
Molecular function (GO): DNA binding; DNA-binding transcription factor activity
Source: RefSeq, a predicted model, not a curated record